AUGAUGAAAUGGACCAAUACGUCGAUCUUGGAUUGUAGACAAGGUGCCGUUCGAGCGGUGCGAUACAAUGUCGAUGGCUGCUACGCAUUGACCGCGGGCAGUGAUCGGACGGUGAAGCUGUGGAACCCCUCGAAAGGCACCUGCCUCCAAACUUUUGUUGGACACGGUCUCGAUGUCAUGGACUGCAGAGGAUCUUCCGACAAUGCUUUCAUCUGCACGGCGUCGAAAGACAAGACUUGUACACUUUUCGAGGUUGAGACGGGCAAGAGCAUCCGUAAAUGGCGAAGCCACGCCGGACCGGUUCUAUGCUCGACUUUCAAUGAGGAUGGUUCUCUGGUGCUCUCCGGUGGCGUGGACGGCAAAGUCUGCAUAUGGGACGUGAAGAACAGAGGAUCGCGGGAUCCACUGCAAACACUUGAGGAACCGACGGACGCCGUCACGAGUGUGACCUGCUCUGACCACGAGAUUCUCGUGAGUUCUCUGGAUGGAAAAGUUCGGCGCUACGAUCUGCGUGUCGGGAAAAUGAGUCAGGACGACGCAGGAGCACCCGCAUCAAGAGCUUGUUUUACUUCUGACGGGAAGUGCAUCAUCCUUUCGUGUCUCGGUGGAGUCCUUCACCUCCUGGAUAAGUAUACAGGCCAAUGCCUCCAACAGUAUCGAGGUCAUCUGAACGUGGACUAUUACUUGGAUAUCUGCCUAGGUGCUCACGAUAUGCGAGUUUUUUCUGGAUCGGAGGACGGAAACGUUUUUCUGUGGUCGCUCGUUGAGGCGAAAGUCUUGCACAAAAUGAAGCAUCCCGUCGAAGCUCCUGUUCAUUCCCUCACCCAUCAUCCAGAAGAGAACACCGUGAUGACUGCGUGCAAAGGCAUCGCUUAUCUUUGGAAUCUUGACGAAGAGGAUUGAAUAAUGGUGGUGCUCAGGAAUGACUAAAAUGGCCCGAUGGAAAAAUCUUCGGGGACAUUACGGGAGGGUUCCAUUGAAAAAUUCAAGCGCCACUCGAUUCCAUUCCCAAUGUUUAUAUUCGAGUGUAUUUUCACUCAUGUACAAAGAAU
Molecule: messenger RNA, 1052 nt
Organism: Galendromus occidentalis (western predatory mite)
Lineage: Eukaryota; Metazoa; Arthropoda; Arachnida; Mesostigmata; Phytoseiidae
Product: WD repeat domain-containing protein 83
Exons: 6
Coding region: 1-903 (300 amino acids)
Biological process (GO): mRNA splicing, via spliceosome
Cellular component (GO): catalytic step 2 spliceosome
Molecular function (GO): protein binding
Source: RefSeq, a predicted model, not a curated record